Molecule: messenger RNA, 1162 nt
Organism: Guyanagaster necrorhizus
Lineage: Eukaryota; Fungi; Basidiomycota; Agaricomycetes; Agaricales; Physalacriaceae
Product: alkaline phytoceramidase
Exons: 7
Coding region: 156-1010 (284 amino acids)
Biological process (GO): ceramide catabolic process; ceramide biosynthetic process
Cellular component (GO): endoplasmic reticulum membrane
Molecular function (GO): N-acylsphingosine amidohydrolase activity
Source: RefSeq, a predicted model, not a curated record
CACGAGCGCCCUUUGUCACAAGGCGAACGGAACGGGUCACAGUGGAGCAUCUAUCGCGACCCACUGCGGCACAUAUAUACUGUAAAGGAUCCUUCUGGAUUCGUCUCUUUCGGCUGCAAAGGACACCCCCUUCAUUCCUUUCUUAUACCACCAUCAUGGCCUCCGUCAACAGCGUCGUAAACUUUGAGGGCUUCUAUGGGCCUGCGACCGCUACCUUAGACUGGUGUGAGGCCAAUUACCAGUUCUCAUUCUAUGUAGCAGAACUGGUCAAUACAUUCUCUAACCUUUACUCUAUCGGACUGGCUCUGUACGGUGUCCUCAAUAUCAUACGCCAAUCUCUUCCGCCUAUGUAUACCAUUGGUUUUAUUGGUUUUGCUACCGUCGGCCUCGGUAGUUUCGCCUUCCAUGCGACGUUAUUGUUUCACUGGCAACUCGCCGACGAACUGCCAAUGGUCUAUGUCGCCUCGUUAGGCUGCUGGGUUUUAUACGAUCGCACGCCGGGCUUCACUUUCGCUGCCCCGCGCGCCCUGAAUUCACUUCUUAUAACCAUCGUAUUUGACGCGCUAUUCACUUGGAGCUACAUCAUCAAUCGGAAUCCAGUCUACCAUCAAGUGGUGUUCGGGACUAUCGCAUUAGCCAUCGGCGCUCGAAUCGCAUACCUUCUGAAUUGGUCUGAAGAAAGGUUCCGCAUUCCAGAUGACAAGAAGGCAGAAAUUGGCGGCGUCUUUGGUACUGGAGCAGGACUAUUCGUUUUUGGAUUUUUUAUCUGGAACCUUGACAACAUAUUCUGCGAUCCUCUGACAGCCUGGAAAACGGCAGUUGGCUGGCCGUUGGCAUUCCUGUUUGAGGGACACGCGUGGUGGCACGUCUUCACUGGAACAGGCACUUACUUUAUGGUGGUAGGCGUUACAUGUAAUUCGCUUUGCAUGAAGGACGAUCACCGGAGUUAUACGAUACAACAUCCUUACGGAUUUCCCAUGGUAAAAUAUGCCUAUCACAAAGCACCGUAAUCUUUGCGAGAUCUCGGGUCCGAAGAUGGUUUCUCAUAAUUGUUGUAGAUGUCAGGGCCAAGGGGACAAUUAUUUAUUGAUAUUACUUUUACUGAUGAGCGGGGGUGUUUAUAGGAUCGGGGCACUAUUACAAGUGUGGGUUAAAACACACG